This is a messenger RNA of Ictalurus furcatus (blue catfish), 3837 nucleotides long. RefSeq names its product synaptic vesicle glycoprotein 2Bb (gene sv2bb). The transcript has 13 exons. The coding region runs from base 851 to 2848 and encodes 665 amino acids. Lineage: Eukaryota; Metazoa; Chordata; Actinopteri; Siluriformes; Ictaluridae. Gene Ontology annotation, molecular function: transmembrane transporter activity. The record is from RefSeq and is a predicted model, not a curated record. Gene Ontology annotation, cellular component: membrane. Gene Ontology annotation, biological process: transmembrane transport; chemical synaptic transmission.
UAGAUACAUACAUAGAUAGACUGACAGAUAGAUAGAUAGAUCGAUAGAUAGAUAGACUGAUAGAUAGAUAGACUGAUAGAUAGAUAGAUACAUACAUAGAUAGACUGACAGAUAGAUAGAUAGAUCGAUAGAUAGAUAGAUAGAUAGAUCGAUAGAUAGACUGAUAGAUAGAUAGAUACAUACAUAGAUAGACUGACAGAUAGAUAGAUAGAUAGAUAGAUAGAUAGACUGAUAGAUAGAUAGAUAGAUAGAUAGAUAUUCUUUUCUUUUUAAUAAAGUCAACAUUGUUAACACACACACAGACUCUUCCCACUGCCCCCCAACCUGCAUCGCCCAUCUGUCAUCCCACUAUCAUCCCUCUCUCUCUCCACACACACAUACACACACACACAGCCACUCCCUCUCUCAGGGUUUGGCAGUGGGGUGGGGGGACAGAGAGAGAGAGACAGAGAGAGAGACAGAGAGAGGGUGGUUGUGCUCUGAUCCUCCUGUUCUGGCCAUUUGAGAAGAGUCCUGCACCGUGUGUGAUGUGUGUGUGAUGUGUGUGUGAUGUGUGUGUGAUGUGUGUGUGAUGUGUGUGUCAGACCCACACACACUGGAUAUUUUUACUGCUCCCUGGAGCUAUUUUAGGAAAUAUUUGAGAUUUCGGUGCUGAGAGAGCGGAAUGUACGGUUCAACAUGUCAUCUUGGAUCGACGUGGACAGUCUGAGGUAGUGAAACAUAGAGUUAGCGAACUGUUCACACCUUUUACACUUCAUCUCCAUCUGAAAACACACACCUGGUGUCCUCUCAAUCAGGUGUGUCCAGGAGUGCGCUUGCUUUGCUGUGAAUUUUUAUUUUUUUUCCAAAAAUGGCCGACCCUUAUCAAAACAGCUAUCACCAUGGUGACGGUUACCAGGCCGAAUACCAGGAGGAAGAAGACGCGGCGAGUGAUGACACCGAGGGUCACGAUGAGGACGACCAGAUGUACGAGGGCGAGUACCAGGGCAUCCCGCACCCGGAUGAGGUCAAAGCGCCGAGGUCUAAGUUGAAGGUUCGUGCUGAUCAGGACGAAGACGACGGCCUGGCGGAGCAGUACGAGGAGAUCAUAGAGGACUGUGGACACGGACGCUUCCAGUGGAGUCUGUUCGUGGUGCUCGGCUUGGCGCUGAUGGCCGACAGCGUCGAGUGUUUCGUCGUGGCGUUGGCGCUUCCCAGUGCUGAAAAGGACAUGUGCAUGUCUAACGCAGAGAAAGGCAUGCUGGGUCUGAUCGUUUUCCUGGGAAUGAUGUUCGGAGCGUUCGUUUGGGGAGGAAUGGCCGAUAAAGUGGGACGACGGAAAUGUCUGCUCAUCGCUCUGACCAUCAACUGCAUCGCCGCCUUCCUUUCGUCCUUCGCUCAGGGAUACGGAUUCUUCAUCUUCUUCAGACUCAUCUCUGGCUUCGGGAUCGGAGGCUCUGUCCCGAUCGUGUACUCGUAUUUCUCAGAGUUUCUGCAGAUGGAUAAGAGAGGAGAGCACCUCAGCUGGCUCUGUAUGUUCUGGAUGAUGGGUGGAAUUUAUGCUUCGUUCACUGCCUGGGGCAUCAUCCCUCAUUACGGAUGGGGUUUCAGUAUGGGUUCAGAGUUUCAGUUCCACAGUUGGCGUGUGUUCGUGUUGGUGUGUGCGCUGCCGGCCAUCGCCGCUCUCAUCGGUCUCAUGUUCAUGCCCGAGAGUCCACGUUUCCUGCUGGAGCACGCUAAACACGACGAGGCCUGGAUGAUCCUGAAGCACGUUCACGACACUAACUGGAGAGCGAAAGGAGAACCGGAGAGAGUGUUCACCGUUUCUCAGAUCAAGACCCCGAAGACGCAGGAGGACGAGUUUUUUGAGAUUCAGACCUCCACCGGAACGUCUUUCCAGAGAUGGGCGGUCCGCACCGUGACUCUUAUCAAACUGGUGUUUAAGAACGUCGUGUCCCUCUUAGCUCACGAUCUGAGACUCGCUACUCUGCUCAUGGCCGUUAUCUGGUUUACGAUGGCUUUCAGCUACUACGGAUUAGCCGUGUGGUUCCCGGACAUGAUCAAGCACCUCCAGUACGAGGAGUACGAGUCCAAGGUGAAGAAUUUCCCCAGAGAGAGAAUCGAAAACUUCCACUUCAACUUCUCGCUGGAGAAUCAAAUCCACCGAGACGGAAAAUACAUCAACGACAAGUUUAUCAGCAUCGUGAUGAAGUCUGUAAAGUUCGAGGACUCGCUCUUUGAGGACUGUUAUUUUGAAGACAUCAGGUCUACAGACACGUAUUUUGAAAACUGCACCUUUAGAUUCACCAUCUUCAACAACACCGAUUUGUACAAGGAGAACUUCAUCGACUGCAGGAUGGACAACACAAGCUUCCUCCACCCCAAAAAGGGCUGCCAUCUAAACCUCGAGGAGGAGAACGAUGUCCUCAUUUACCUGGUCAGCUUCCUGGGAAGCCUGGCUGUGCUUCCUGGGAAUAUCAUCUCAGCGCUGUUCAUGGAUAAGAUCGGGAGAAUUAAAAUGAUCGGAGGCUCCAUGCUCAUCUCCGCCGGCUGCACCUUCUUCCUCUUUCUGAGUUUCAGUCAGGCGGCCAUCAUCGCCUUGCAGUGUCUGUUCUGUGGCGUCAGCGUAGCGGCGUGGAACGGCAUCGAGGUCAUCACCGUGGAGAUUUACCCCGCCUCUAAAAGAGCCACAGCAUUUGGUGUCCUAAACGCAGUGUGUAAACUGGCGGCCAUCUUGGGAAGUUCCAUCUUUGCCUCAUUUGUGGGGGUCACUAAAGUCAUUCCCAUCCUCCUGUCCUGUGCUGCACUGGUGUGUGGAGGACUGCUGGCUCUGAAACUGCCCGAAACCAGAGAGAAAGUUCUGCUGUGAUGGGAAACCCUCAAACACACACACACACACACACACACACACACACAAGCUGGCAGUAAGGAACAACCUGAAACACUAGUUGAAGUCCUAAUAAGAAAUGUUAUUAGACAGACACAAUACCCAUCUUUAUCAUCAAUAAACUCACACACCGAGUUCACCACGUUACUCCCGGUGUCCCAGACCAUCUCUGUAGAUUUUAAUUCAGUAAUAAACAUCAGGUUAAAUAACAUCACCUCGAACGAAUCAUUCACAUGAACACAUUUACACUUCACACGCAGACGAGAUCAUCAAGAAGUUUUAAACUUGAUGAAAAAUAUAUACCCGAGCCGAACAAAAGCCUAAUCUAUUCGAUGAUGAAAGAGUCCCAAACCGGUUAGGAUGUUUUUUCCACUGCAAAAAGUACUGAAAAUUUCGGCACCAGGGAGUAAAUAGGACCUCGUGCAGGAUCUCAGGGGGCGGGGCUAACAGCACUGUUUGUAUCCGAUUGGUUACAACGCAUAACCUCAGUAAUAGGAUUUUUUUUGUGUGUGUGUCUCAUUGCAAUUUUUCUCCCUCCAUAUAUACAUAUAUGUAAAUUUACUUAUAAAUCAAUCAAUGUUCAUAAAUGUUUUUAAUAACCUGUGCAAUAUUACGUUAUUGUUAGUCGUACUCUGUAACCAAGUUGGGAAAAUUCUCUUUUUAAUUAAUUAUUCGUCUAACAAUUCAUCAUCAGAACAAAUGAACGAGGCAUUUUUUUAAAAAACUUUUAACUCAACAACCAAUCAGAGAGAGGACCGGAGCUAACCCGAGCCCUUCCGUCAUGUUGGGUUUAAUGAGGAUGCAGUCGCUUUUACUGUCGUCAUGGUGACCAUUUAAAUCGUCUCUCGAACUGAACCAGAACCAUGUGCUCCGUUGGUUCUGGUUAGUUAAAGGUGCAGUGGAAAAAAAUGAUCAAUUCAUUCAUUUUUAAAAAAUUUAAAACGCCCAAUGAUCGUCCAGAACACGCCAAA